This is a messenger RNA of Trichomycterus rosablanca, 2328 nucleotides long. It is a transcript of the gene upf3a, whose product is annotated as UPF3A regulator of nonsense mediated mRNA decay. The transcript has 11 exons. Bases 20 to 1465 code for a protein of 481 amino acids. The record is from RefSeq and is a predicted model, not a curated record. Gene Ontology annotation, cellular component: nucleolus; cytoplasm. Gene Ontology annotation, biological process: nuclear-transcribed mRNA catabolic process, nonsense-mediated decay; positive regulation of translation. NCBI's taxonomy places the organism in Eukaryota, Metazoa, Chordata, Actinopteri, Siluriformes, Trichomycteridae. Gene Ontology annotation, molecular function: telomeric repeat DNA binding.
GAGAAGGAGAAAUGGAGAAAUGAGGGCUGAGAAGGAGCAGAUGACGGGCAGCAGAGACAGGAGUGUGGUUGAGAUACAGUUUAGAGACGCUCAGAGGGAACAGGACAUCAAUUUAGCCAACUCCAAACACAAAGAGGAGAAAAAAGAAAUUUUUACUAAGGUUGUGAUUCGACGUCUGCCACCUAGUUUGUCAAAAGACCAGCUUGAAGAGCAUCUUAGUCCGCUUCCACCUUUUGACUAUUUUGAGUUUUUUCCUGCUGAUCAAAGCCUAUAUCCACAUCUUUUCUCCAGAGCAUACAUAAACUUUAAAAACCCAGAGGACAUUGUUCACUUCAGAGAUCGUUUUGAUGGUUAUGUUUUCAUUGACAAUAAAGGUCUGGAGUAUCCAGCUAUAGUAGAAUUUGCACCUUUUCAGAAAGUUUCCAAGAAAAAGCUUAAGAAGAAAGAUGCCAAAGCAGGAAGUAUCGAAGAAGAUCCAGAAUACAAACGAUUUCUGGAGAACUACUCAUGUGAUGAGGAGAAGUCAGUGGCAAAUCCGGAAACAUUAUUGGGAGAGAUUGAGGCUAAAACAAGAGAGCUUAUAGCUAAAAAGACAACACCACUUCUGGAAUACAUUAAGAGCAAGAAGUUGGAAAAGCAGAGAAUCCGAGAGGAAAAAAGGGAGGAAAGGCGACGAAGAGAACUUGAGAAAAAACGGCAAAGGGAAGAGGAAAAGAGGAAACGCAGGGAAGAAGAAAGGCGGAAACGCAAAGAGGCUGAAAAACAGAAGAAACUCUCUGAAAAGGAGAUUAAAAUCAAGCUCCUAAAGAAAUGUGACAGGGAGGAUGAGGUGGAAUCAGACAGACUGAAGGACAAAGGGGACAGUGGAGAGACAGACAGGAACAAGUGGGACAAACCUACAGGCCAAAACAAAUCAAAGGAACCAAAGGACAGUAGAGUUCAGCCAGAGAGUGAUAAGGAGCAGCGGGAAGGCCAUGGCCGCCGGCAGAGGGACAAGGAUCACCGGGGCCGAGAAGAGGAGCGCAAGCGGCAGCGGCACCACUACGAGUUUGACAAGUUCAUGCGCCGAAAGGAGGAGACCAAAUGGGGCAAAGGCUACUGUCAUGACAGAGCCAAGAAAGAUGGCCACCACCAUGGCUACUCCUACUGCUCUGAGACAGGAGACAAGAUGGGCAAGGAGGAAAGAGAUGAAAUGGCGAACAGGAAGGAGCGCAUUCGCAAUAAGUCUGUGUUAGUGCAUCAAGAGAAAAGGACCUCCCAGUCUGAGGGGCCAGACCACAUAGGAGGGGCUCUGCCAGCCAAGGACCGACCUGCCAUGCAGCUGUACCAGCCAGGAGCUCGAAACCGCAAACGCAUGGGCUCUGGAAACAAAGGCUUCGACUUUAGCACCCUCUCUCCAGAGUCUACUGAACCAUGCUAUGAGCUGGCUGUAGGAACAGGCUCAGAGAAGAGUGGAGAUGAGUGACAGAAAAAGCAUGCUUUAGUUUGAUCAGUUUUCAUGCAGUAUGUCACCAGUAUAUGUACAGACUUAUGGAUUAUAUUUACAUUUACAGCAUUUAGCAGACACUUUUAUCCCAAACGACUUACAAUUAUGUAUAAACACAAUUUGAGCCUUGCUCAGGGGCCCAACAGUGGCAACUUGGUGGUGGUGAGGCUUGAACCAGCAAUCUUCUUCUAUGCUUGGUCUCACACAGCCAGACAUCUCAUAAAAAGAAUACAUCCAUUAAAAUAAUUGCAAAAGUGUGUCCUAACCUGUGCUGAAAAUGAGUCCAGCUAAGAAACAAGGCUCCUUUUUAAUUACAUUUUACAGAACAAGUUUCUAAAAUGAAAGUUUUAUAAAGUAUAGUAUAACCAUGCUUUAUGCAGUUAAGCUAUACACCGACCAGGCAUAACAUUAUGGCCACUGACAGGUGACGUGAAUAACUCUAAUUAUCUCUUCAUCAUGGCACCUGUUAGUGGGUGGGAUAUAUUAGGCAGCAAGUGAACAUUUUAUCCUCAAAGUUGAUGUGUUAGAAGCAGGAAAAGGGGCAAGUGUAAGGAUUUGAGCGGAUUUGACAAGGGCCAAAUUGUAAUGGUUAGACGACUGGGUCAGAGCAUCUUCAAAACUGCAGCUCUUGUGGGGUGUUCCCAGUCUGCAGUGGUCAGUAUCUAUCAAAAGUGGUCCAAGGAAGGAACAGUAGUAAACCUCUGACAGGGUCAUGGGCGUCCAAGGCUCACUGAUGCACAAUAUUAGGAAGGUGGUCAUAAUGUUAUGCCUGAUCAGUGUAUAUUACAGUUUAUUUGGAAGUGCUUGUAAUAUGCUGGUUUCCUGUUGAGCAUAUUUUCUUA